CGGGCAAUUCUCUCGCCUCGUGAGAGAUUAAAACUUCUCGUGUCUCUCUCCAGAUGUCAUAACACCUGAUUUUGUUUAUACAUUCGAACUUGGAAAUUUUGUGGUGUCAAUAGUGAAGUGGAUAAUUAUCCAGUGACCGUCACGUCCAUUUGUAAUGAACAAACAUACCGCGCGUGACUCUGACGAAUCAUGAGAAGGUCCAAGAGCAAGCAUAAAUCGGAGCCGCGUGUUUCCUGAACCGCGACAAAUCCGGGUGACAUCAAUACUCCAAGAAGACAAGCUAAGUCAAAAUUGGUGUAUCGCGAAAGGAUCACCGUUUCGGGAAGAUGUCCGCCGCUGGGACCACGCCGCCAAACGCGAACGGUCCGCUUGUACCUUGUCCGUAUCUUGCUUUGCCAACUCUAUCUUUCUCCGUCAGUCAAGUGGCAACGGUUUGCGAGACCCUAGAAGAAAGCGGCGACAUCGAGAGGCUGGCCAGGUUCCUAUGGAGCCUUCCAGUCGCUCAUCCCAAUAUUCAGGAAUUGAACCAGAGCGAGGCUGUUCUCAGGGCGCGAGCCAUUGUGGCGUUUCAUUCGGGACAUUAUCGGGAGCUUUACGCUAUACUAGAGAGGCACAAGUUCACCAAGGACUCUCACGGUAAAUUGCAAGCCAUGUGGCUAGAGGCACAUUACCAGGAAGCCGAAAAACUCCGCGGUCGGCCGCUAGGACCCGUGGACAAGUAUCGCGUAAGGAAGAAAUUCCCAUUGCCGAGGACAAUCUGGGAUGGCGAACAGAAGACGCACUGCUUCAAAGAAAGAACCAGAUCGUUACUCCGAGAAUGGUACCUCCAGGAUCCUUAUCCGAAUCCGGGAAAGAAGAGGGAGCUAGCCGCCGCGACGGGACUCACACCAACGCAAGUUGGAAAUUGGUUCAAGAAUAGGAGACAGAGGGAUCGCGCUGCUGCAGCGAAAAACAGCAGAAUGCAGCAACAGUCGGGUCAAGGAAACGGAAACGCGCGACGUACUCUGAGUCCGGGACCCGGCGGCAGCAGCAGCGAAGAGUCCGACAUUUCCCUCGGAGGAACAUCACCUCCAUCACCAAGUUCCUCGCCGCCACCGAACCACCAACCGUCCCCGGUACCGCUUGGAUCUCUCGGACCUUUGCCACCACCCUCUUUGAACUUCCGUUUCGAUCCUACGCAGACGCACUUUCGAUUCGGUCAUACGACGGCUUUCAAGUUCCCACCGACGAGCUUCCGAUUUGGACCGCAUAGUCCGCAGCCUAACCAUCCGAAUAUGCCGGGUGGUGGGAUUUUCAGGUUCGCGGAGUCGAGCCCUUUCCAGGCUGUAGGACCCAGGGGUGAUCCGGCGACGAGAGAAAAUGCAGUUCUUUCUUUACUCUAUUACAGACUGCCGGAUUCGCUGGGUUUGCCACCGCCAAGAUUGCAUCCGCACGAAGGUCUGCUACACCACCCGCACCCCCAGCAUCAGCUGUCCGAGGGAAUAUCUAGGAUAUCCGAAACGUCGCGAUUAUCGGACGGUGGGUUAUCUCGUCUUUCGGACAGCUUAUCGGAGGCCCACAGCCCACCAUUGAUGGCGGCAAACCUAUCGGUCACCGGUCCGCUGAGGGUGGCUGUACCUAGCCCGCAUACCCCCUCGUCUCGAGGAAGUCCACCUCCCCGUCAACCAACACCUCAGGGUCAGUCCCAAGGUCAGGGGUUGAUAAGGGUCGCAACGCCACCACCAGCGAAUCCGAGACCGCAGAUUCAUAGGCCCUUUUCGCCUGCGUGAUACGACAAGGACGACGAAUCGCAAAACGCCGUCGAUACAGAUAAUCGUUUAAUGUCGAAAAAGAGCUACAGGUGCGGUAACGUCGUGAAUGAGAGUUUCGAGGUGUUGUGAAGGCGGGGGUUUUGAGAAGAAUCAUCAUGGAUCACAGGGAAGAAUCGGUUGUGUCUAUAGAAAAUUAUAAAUGUGCGUGGUAUCACAGAUCCAACAUUCUGAGGGAACUUUUCACAGUUUCGUGAAGACCGAUAUAACGAAACGGACUAGGAUCAAUAAAGUUACGGAGAUUAUUCAAAGAUAGAUGCAAGAUGUGAACCAGUAUCUAGCAAGAUGGUUUUCUUCCACAACAACAGUUAGCUUUACUGAAAAACAGAUCUAAGGAGCUAGAAAUAAUGCACGCAAAGGAGAAUCAACGAUACCAAUACAUAGAUACAUUGCCGAAAGUUCUACUCGGAGACAUGAGAAGUUACUACACUAUGAAUCUUAGGAAGAAUUCAUUUAGUGAUGUGUGAUAGGACGCUCUUAUAAAAUGCGGAAAUAGACGUUUCGAAAAGUGAGUGCAAAUCCGCUAAAUAAGUGCAAUCUCUCGAAUUUUAAAAAGAAAAAAACAAACGAUCAGGGCGUGUACAUAACUUCCGUUGGACGUUCCCAAUUCGUCCGUUCAUCGAAAUCCAAGAACCAGAUGCAGUGAGUCUUAUAGUUUGUAAAUAGCGCCGCUUUCUAGUUGAUACUCUCUAUCAUGAAUAGUCUCUGAGAUUGAUUGAUCAACCAGCGAAUUG
Molecule: messenger RNA, 2542 nt
Organism: Mycetomoellerius zeteki
Lineage: Eukaryota; Metazoa; Arthropoda; Insecta; Hymenoptera; Formicidae
Gene: Optix
Product: optix
Exons: 3
Coding region: 327-1769 (480 amino acids)
Biological process (GO): regulation of transcription by RNA polymerase II
Cellular component (GO): nucleus; transcription regulator complex
Molecular function (GO): RNA polymerase II cis-regulatory region sequence-specific DNA binding; DNA-binding transcription factor activity, RNA polymerase II-specific
Source: RefSeq, a predicted model, not a curated record